Messenger RNA from Plutella xylostella (diamondback moth), 1546 nucleotides. The record is from RefSeq and is a predicted model, not a curated record. NCBI's taxonomy places the organism in Eukaryota, Metazoa, Arthropoda, Insecta, Lepidoptera, Plutellidae.
AGACACGCCGCGCUCUUUAUUUCGUAUUUAUUCAAACUACAAUGAAAGCGGCCGCGUGUGUUGUUGCUGUGCUUAUUAUUCGUAAAUUACGUAGAAGAAGGAAUAAAAGAAAGUGUAUUAAAAAAAGGCAGUGUUGGAUGCGACCACUCUUUCAACAAAGGACAAAGAAUCUGAAAGGGAUCUUUUACGAAAUCAACUACCGAACGCCACAGUUUUUAAGAUUAUCUUUGGAAGAAUUCGAACACAUACAUACAUUGGUAGAUCCAUUUAUUAAAAAAAUGGAUACUCACUGGCGAACGGCAAUAACGUCGAAGGAGAGACUUGCAAUAACGUUACGUUAUUUGGCUACAGGAGACUCCUAUUCCAGCCUACAAUACACGUUUCACGUAUCAAAGCAAACAAUAUCAACAAUAAUUCCAGAAGUGUGCGAUGCCAUAGUGAGAGCUCUUAAGGACAUGGUACAGCUACCAGUGUCAGAGCAAGAUUGGAAAGCAGUAUCUAAAGACUUCGAGGAAAAAUGGAAUUUUCCGCACACUAUUGGGGCGUUAGAUGGAAAACACAUAAAUAUUCAAGCUCCUUUUCGUAGCGGCACUGAAUAUUUUAAUUAUAAAAAGUUCUUUAGUAUCGUGCUAUUAGCAUUAGUAGACGCAAACUACAAUUUUAUGUAUGUUAACAUAGGAAGCCAAGGUCGAAUUUCAGAUGGAGGAGUUUAUAAACAUUCCGAAUUGUAUCGAAAGGUAGAAAAUAAUCAACUUAAUGUACCAGCGCCAGAAAUUUUACAAAUACCCUACAUAACUAAAAUACCAUAUGUAAUAUUAGGAGAUCAAGCUUUUGCAUUAAGCACACAUUCGAUGACACCAUUUGCAGGAAUUCAUUCAAAAGGGUCAAAAGAAAGGAUUUUCAACUAUAGACUAUCAAGAGCACGCCGAGUAGUAGAAAAUGCUUUUGGAAUCAUGUCGGCAAAAUUUAGAGUAUUGAGAAGUACAAUGAUUUUAAGCCCAAAAUCAGCCAAAACCAUAGUUCUAGCUACUGUUCACUUGCAUAACUUCCUUCGCAGAGACUCUUUAUUAAAAAAAACAAAUGAUUCGACGAUUGAAACAGCUUCCUUUACUCCAAAUCAAUUUAUUACCACUCCUUCUGAUAUUCGUAUUUUUUUGUCAAGAUAUUUUAUGACAAACGGAUCAAUUGAUUGGCAAGAAAGAUAUUAAAUAAUUGCAUAACCUUAGGUAAAAAAUGGCCAAAAUUAAUAAACAGCCCCUUAGCAUUAUUUGAUCUCAUAGAUUUUGCAGUAUGCGGGGUGUAUGUAUAAUAUGGCCGUUACAUCUAAAGUAAUAUUAAAAAGAGGAAAGUUUUUUUUGUUUGUUACGAUUUAACUCAAAAACUACUGGACCGAUUUUGAUUUUUUUUUUACUAUUACAAAGCUACAUCUUCACUGAGUAACAUUAGGUUAUAAUUUAUAAAAAAACAACCAGACCACGCGGGCGAAGCCGCUGGCGGAAUGCUAUAGUCUAAAAAAAAUAUAAAAGAAAUAGGUACUUACCACUGC